Molecule: messenger RNA, 1185 nt
Organism: Symbiodinium sp. CCMP2592
Lineage: Eukaryota; Dinophyceae; Suessiales; Symbiodiniaceae
Source: the annotation of a GenBank genome assembly
AUGCCGAAGAAACCGAGUGCCAGUGAAAAGCUGCAGAAGGCAGCUGCUCAUCGGAAGCAGGGCUUGGCACUGGAGCUGGCAGCAAGGGCUGAGAAAAUCUAUUCGAUCAUCAAAGGUUCCGCGGAAUUGUGCGGAGCUUGCGAAGCUGCUUUGGAGGACUGUGGCGUGGACCUGGAAAGCCAUUUCAAGAAUGACGCUGCCCCCAAGAGCAAAGCCGCGGCAAAGAGCAAGGAACGAGUGGAUGCAAGCUCGUUUUUGCCACGCACAACCACGGCUUUGGGAGGCUUGCACCAGGACGUGCUCAUGUACCUCCUUGUGAACAUCGGCGAAGCAGUGGUGACACCUCAUGCGUUGAACGCCUUGAAGCCGACUGCCAAGAAGGCCAUCCCCAAGGCUGCAAUCCAGGAGCUCAUAGAGUUUGCCACAGAGUGCAGCCCGUCUUCGUGGAUCGGCACAUCGGGUCCUUUCAAGGUUGUUGGCAACUUGCAGAAGGCUUUGGCGAAGUUGAACGAGCUGCAUGGGCAUCGGUUGCGAUGCUUGCCCUUGCCGCCACAGUGGGACACGCAUGGCGUGUACCAGAUCAGCUCAGAGGGGGAGAGCGUCUUCGUGACCCACAAGUUCUUGACGGACAAGCCAACCCGCGCAUUGCCGGCAGACCAGCUCGCAGUGAUCAACGACAUGACGAACUUGCACAUCGAGGCCAACCACUCCUCCAAGGGUGCCAUUCUCGUGGAGUCCGAUGGGGUCCUCAGCUAUCCGUUGAAGAAGCUCUUCAAGGACGACUUCCCCGAUGAUCCUUUUGAAGACAUCAAAGCUUUCGUGGUGAGUUUGCCUUCAGACGGAGCCGCAGAGAAUCCCCAACAGGCGAUGCUUACUGCACCCCGGUCAGAGUGCCAGGAGUCCGAGAAUCCGCAGUUGGUGAAGCAGCCCUUCAACGUCAAGCGCUUGGGUUCACAGUCCUGGUGCCAGAGCAGCCAAAAGCGCCGUGCCGGCACCAGUCCGGGUGGAGACUCGCCACCUUCGAAGGAGAAGUCGAGAGAUGAAAAGCCCAGUCCAGCUGAAACCGAGGAGCAGGACGACGACAGCUGCCGCAAGGACUUGAGUGGUGUGCUUGAGGCUGCCACCGGGUCAUCGCCAAAGAAGACCACGGAGCUGGACAUGGACUUGACUGAGGCUGAGCCGUAG